Messenger RNA from Eruca vesicaria subsp. sativa (arugula), 504 nucleotides. The record is from the annotation of a GenBank genome assembly. Lineage: Eukaryota; Viridiplantae; Streptophyta; Magnoliopsida; Brassicales; Brassicaceae.
AUGACAGGCAAGGCGAAGCCGAAGAAGCACACGGCGAAGGAGCUCCAAGCCAAAGCCGACGCAGCGUUAACCAACAGAGGCGGAGGAAAGGCGGGGCUCGCGGACAGGACCGGUAAGGAGAAAGGAGGGCACGCGAAGUACGAGUGUCCUCACUGCAAGAUCACGGCGCCUGAUCUGAAGACGAUGCAGAUCCAUCACGAGUCGAAGCAUCCGAAGCUGCCUUACGAGGAGCCGAGGAAUCUCCACGAGGCUCUCUCUGCUCCUGCUGAGUCGUCUAAACCGAAGCCUGGGAUCAGAGGAAGUCUCAAGAAGUGAAUCUUUUGUAUUAUCGAAUUGCGUUUUUUUAAAGAAAAGUUGUUAUCUUUUGUUAUGCGUAUUAUAUGAAGUAAACUGAUAUUUGUUAUAAAGAUUCGUAUGUUUUCUAACUUAUGUGGAGGUUUGGGUUUGGUUCUUUUGAGUUCAUUCUGUUAUGUGUUUAGAUAUGAGUGUUUAUUAAUAAGCUGC